AUGCCUUGCCGCGGCCCUUGCUCACUCAAGCGCAUAUUUUUCUACGGGUUCUCCGCACCCGUUCCAAAUCAGAUUGCUCUUUUAAAACCUGCUUACGGUGCCAUGGCUUUACACCGCUUUGCCAGUCAGUUUUGUGUAAAAUCAAACCAUGCGAGGGUGUGCCUGAUAUCAUCAUCAAGAUUAAGGUUUGUUUUAUGUCCCCUUAGUAAAGAUUGAUCGUAGAAUAUCCAACAUUACUGUUUGGAAUACUAUUAAAGCUUUGGUACUGGUCUCUCUGGCUUCAUCUCGGUGGAAGGGGAUCUUGUGGCCCUCAAGAGCAGGGGUCGAAAAAGAAACUUGAAUUUCAGUUUUUUCCUUCGGAAAAGUAGCUUUCAAAUUUUGCUUGCUCAGUGACAUUAUGCAUUUAUCCCUGAUUUAUCAGCGGCCACCCCGGGGGGUAACCCCGGGGACAUUCGCGAGCAUGGCACGGGAUUUGUCAACUUUGGUCGUUAAUUUUAAGCCUGGGAUGGGGGGACUGGAAUGCUUUUGCACUUUUGUAGCAGGAUCCCAGGGGAACACCCUCGGGAUUUGUAGUGCCGCCGCCAUUUUGCAGAUGGAGCUGGAAAUGAGUGCCGUUCCCUUCUGCAAAAGGACUGGGUAUGUUGGUGAACAUGUUCUGGCAAAAUGGUGACAUCAAAAGAUGGUAAACGACUAUAUUUUUCGGAAGAAACUACGAUUCCUUCAAUAGAACUCUUUUGAAAUAUUGCACCCUUUAACCUGGCAGAGCACACUUCUUUGCCCCCAGGGGAGGGGUGGAGGGGUGUUAGAAGCUUUUUGUAAACUCGGUAGGGCAAAUGACCAGGGGUUCCCUUGGUCACCCUGCCCCCCCUCCCCCGAUGGCCGCUAAUAAGUGCAUCACCAAGGUAUUUGCUUGUCUUAGUUUUAUAGUGAUCUAGUUAGAGGACCUGCCAGACUCUCUCGCUUAUAACUUCGGUAACCUUUCUACCCUGUGAGCAGAGGCCCUUCCAUCUUGCUAAGAAAGGAAGAUCGAAGGGUCUGCAUGUAAUAUUGGACAUCUAUGAAAUUGAAAGUAAUAAAAUUGUUUUGUCCUUUUUUUUUCAUCUAUACUGUGUUUGUGUGGGAACCUGUCUAAUACACAGUGCAUAAUCCUAAUGGAAGAAAGGGACAUGCCUCCAUUGAGAGCCUCUACAUAUAUAAUCAGGCUAAUUUUAAUUUUACUGCAUAUUGUCCUUUUAAUUGACACUGAGUGCUUAGUGGGUACAAUCCUGAAGAAAAAACUGAGACAAAGCCAGUCAAGAGUGAAUCAUUACAUGAUCCCUUGAAUCAACAACAAUGUAAAGAUAUUACGGACCUUAAGAUCCGAGGACGGCGACGGCGAAGAAAAUGUCGCUGAAAAAGUGAAUUCGCGUUCUUUCAAUCUUCAUAGCGAUUACUCCAAGUCACUAACUUUGUCAAAUGUUGGGGAACCCUCCUGAAGUUGAAUUCCUAAGAACCAUAUUCAAGUUCAGAAAGAGAGAGGAAAUUUUGUCGUCGCUUGUGUACUUCCUCUGUACAUCGGGAAAUUAGGCAUUUUCAAGUCGUAGUCGUGCAUUGACGGCAAAGAAAUGUACAAAAAAGCGUGAUGCACGAGCAAAAUAGUUGUUUUGCUAAUUAAACCUAUUGCUUUUGUGGCGUUGCCGUUGCCGUUGCCGUCGUCGGAUCUUAAGGUCCCUAAUGUGAUUUGUCUAAUGCUUGCAUUGUUGAUAGCAAACUGCUAAUUAUGAAAACUCAUUGACAAAUUUUGUUGCAGGGCAAAGUGAAGUGUUAUAAUUAAAUACUUUUAAAGUUGUCUGCCAUAAAAUUUUAUUUACACAAUUAAGCACUUGCUUGGUAGAUUAGAGUCAGUUGUUGACUUGGUUCUGUCAAAGGCAGGGGGACAGGAAACGUUCAGUUAGCAGAGACAUUUUCCUCAUGUUUUGACAGCCUCGACAAUAUUGCACAUGUAGAAAAAAUCCAAACUGACAUGCAGAAUAAACUUGUAGAUUGAAAUUAAUGAAUCCUUUUAGAUCGCCUUAGCUGUGAAUGACAGUUUGCUGGAAUAAAUUUUCUUAUUUAUCGAUGGUCCUUUAAAUAGUGCCUGGGCGCAUGUGGAACUUGGUCCCCCAGAUGCCAUUCUUGGAAUAACAGAAGCAUUCAAAAAAGACACAAAGCCUGAGAAAAUUAACCUUGGUGUUGGUGCCUACCGAGAUGAUAGUGGGAAACCUUAUGUAUUACCAACAGUGAAAAAGGUAGGCACAAGCUUAAAAUAUUUCCCCUUGAUAAAUGACUUUCAUAUAAUAAAAUAGUCAGGUCUUAUUGAAGUUGUUGGCCGAUUCAUCAGCCUAAAAGUCCUGUCUUCCACACUCAUAAGGAAGGUUCAUGGUUGCAUAUCAUUGUAGAUGUACAUGUAAAGUUGUUUUGCAUAAAGGUCAGUGAAGUCAAAGGUGGCUCAUUGAUGUGUACAGUUUCAGCUGUGCUCUAACAACACCCUGUGGCCUCUAGUGACUUCCUGUUGACUUUGAAAAGGUGACACAAAUAUCUCAGUCUUUGCUUUAAGCCUAAUUGCUGGGACCAAUAAUUGUUAUGAAAUUAUUUUAUACAUACAUGUAUAGUGUCAGAGCUUUGGCUCCCUACAACAAUAUUGUCUGAAACACAAUCUUGAAAAUUUGUGUCAGGUGUUAUGGGAAACAAAAGCAAAUCUAGACAGGACUUUUGCAGUGCUUAUAUUGUCUAAAUUUGAUCUAAUUCUAUCCUGAAUUUAUCGUUUAUUUUGUUUUUUUAACAGGCUGAAGAAAAACUGUUGUCCAAGAAUCUAGAUAAAGAGUAUGCUCCUAUACAUGGUUUACCAGAAUUUACUGGGGCUGCUGCAAAACUAGCUUUUGGAGAAGACAGUGACAUAAUUAAAAAUAGCCUGGUAAGUAUUGUUUGUCCCAAGAAACCAAGGAGUAGCAAAUGCUCUUUCCAAAAAAUAAUAACCGUCUGGCAAUUUUUUUUAAUUUGAAUGUAUUGCUUUCUUGUUUCUUUGUUUUUUUUUUAAUCUAUUCUGCUGGCCUCACAGUCUUGAUGUUUUGCAAAAAACCACCCUCGUGUAUAGCUAAAUAAUAAUAGAAGUCUCAGAAUCUUAAAUGUUUUUAAGACUACAUGUAAGGUGUUCUUGACUCAAUAUUUAAAUGGAGUUUACUGUAGUUUUUAAUAAUUUUCUCUGUUACUGAUUUAAAUUUAUCUUGUGCACAUUGAUCGUUAUUUUUUUUAUUUUUUUUUAACAGAAUGCAUCAGCACAAGCUAUCUCAGGCACUGGAGCUUUGAGGAUUGGUACAGCAUUUCUGGUUUGUGUUGUUAAUUUCAAUAUUAUUCAUGCUCAUGUGUGGGUAGACUAAACUGCAAAGAACCAGGUAUUAGUUUGUGGCAUCCUUGCAUGUCACAACACAAUAAACAUUCCUGAAAUAUUUUAGGUCUUCACAGUUUUGUGAGUUUCACAUUGUUCUCUUAACUAACCUUUUGACUUGCUAUUUGGAUUUGGUCACCAGUUUGGCAAAUGAAAUAUGAAGGACAGUGGCUUCUGGAGAAAAAAGUUAAAGGUUUUGCCUUGUGCCCCCGGGGGGGGGGGGGGGGGUACUGCCAUAUAUGGGCUAUGUAGGUAUGUGCCGCUGUGAAGGGUAUGGUUUUCAAGCAGUUUACUCUAGGAUAGGGUGUAUAAAUCAGAGCGUUUGGGUCUAGAAUAGGGUAUCAUUUUUCAGGAAACUGAUCAGUUGGUUGAAGAUUUUGUCUAGGCAAGGUAAACAGCUACUCUAGGAUAGGGGAAUUUGGGGAAUUUACUCUAGUAUAGGGUAGCAAAAUUCAGCUGAACUAGCUCUGGUAUAGGUUAAGGGUUCCAGGGUCCCAGCGGCACAUCCCCACCCAGAAAUUCCUAAAGUACCCCCCCGGGCUUGUGCCAUGGUAAUUAUGACAAAAUGCCCUCCUCUAUUGGAGACAUGAAAAUUUAACAUUUGUGCAUCCCCUCUUAUAUCACCUAGACAUGUAUAACACUGUAACAUUCACUUUGUAUAGGACCCUUGCUGUGUUAAGUUUGUGACAUUGUCAUCCACGAUAUCUUUUUCUUUCAGAAAAGCUUCUUUCCUGGUAGCAAGGAUGUUUGGCUGCCAACACCUUCCUGGGGAAACCACACUCCAAUUCUCAAGUAUGUUACGUGAUUUUACUGUCAAUCUAACUUGUAGUCAGAGGGUGUGAAAAAGCUGCCUUGUUUAUCCUUGAUAACUUUUCACUCUGUCCUAUGUCUUACAAAGGAAUUGUGUGGUAGUCCCUCAUUUUUCUGUCACAUUUUGGAGAUCAAACGCUUUGUGUUAUGGGCAGCCAUUUUAGUUUCACGUGUUCCAAGUCUAGUGUGGAAAUGAGUAUCAAAUCUACUUAGGGGUUGGGGGUGGGGGGGUUUGGUUGGUGGUGAGAAAAAUUUCUGCUGCUAUAAAUCCCCAAAGCCCAUGGCCCCAGUACAUUUGAAACUGGAGACCAGGAUGGAGGGACUGUAAAAAGUCUGUUGUCUCAUUGAUUCGAUUCUUCAGAGGCUAGUGCAAUUCAUGGCGUGAAAGUGAUAAAUAUUGUUUCUUCCUUCAGACACUCUGGGCUUGGAGUCCAGCAGUACAAAUAUUAUGACCCUCAGACGUGUGGCUUUGACUUCAAAGGCUGCAUGGAUGAUAUUUCAGUAAGUUAUUAUAAAAGUACCUAAUGGAAAUUCUAUGUUGAAGAUCUGUUAAUCUUGGGUGCCGUCACAUUAUAUUUAGUUUGCUGAAUCACAGAUGCCUUUGGAAAUUCCCCUUUUCAUAAAGUUUGCAAGAGUGAAAUAAUUUUUUUGGCUACCUCGAUCUGAGAUUAAAAUAAUGUAAUGAUUUAUGAACUAAAAUUUCCAAGUAAAGAGUUAAAUUUAAAAAACUGUUGCUUGUUCUCCUUAGUAAUAAUGUAAGAUCAUUUCUUGUGUGGCUGGAAAGAUUCUGUAAAAUUCAAGAAAGUUAUUAAAAUUAUUUUUAACAAGACAAGAGGGACCCCUCAAAAAUCAAUAAUCUCCAUAAUUACUUGGUUUCAAUUCAUUCCAUACUGUAAGUUUUUUGCCGUUACGCGUAAUUAUGCCCUAAUAAUUACCAGGCAAAGUCAAAAUUUAUCGGCUUUAUUUAUUCUACAUUUUUACGGCUACUCUGUUUAUGUAUUCUACAGCCAAGUUACCAAAACUUCCACCUUCAUAUUUGUAUGUUUCUUUUUACUGUUGUUAAAUGGUUUAAAAGGAUAACUUUUUGGUUCUGGAAACAAGUAUUUUGUGUGUCUUUUUAUUCAACAGAAAAUCCCUGAGAAUUCGGUGAUAAUGCUACAUGCAUGUGCUCAUAACCCUACAGGAGUAGACCCUAAGGUAUGUAACAAUGUAUUAACCCUUCCACUACCAAGAGUGGCCAAAUUUCAUUUUGUAAAAUGCUGUAAAACAUAUAGCACCUUUUGGAAGUACUACUGAAGAUAUUUCAUUUGAGUGGUAACACCAUAGGGGGCCUUGAUUCACAGGCUUAUAACGGCAAGUCAACAGACAAUUUUCUGGCCAAGAUGACCAUUAAUAUUUUGUCGGGCCAAACUUUCAGUUGGCUGGUCAUUAUUUUGGACCUGUCAGUUGCAUGGCUUUCAAAUAAAUAAUGGUAAAAUAAAUUUAUUCAUACAAAAAAUUAUAUGAUUCUGAAAAUCACAAAAACAGAUAAAUCGCAAAAUAUUUUAGUCACUUGCAAUUCUGACAAUUUUUUCGCCAGCAGUGAAAAAAAAGCCAGUUAAGUGUGCAUGUCCGAUGUCGCGUACUGUCCAAUUACACUGUCCUAUUAGUGCUGAAAUCAGGACCGUUGAUACCCAAUUAGAUUUGAGAAUUUUGUAAUACUGUUAUGAUUAAACUAAAAGUAGUCAUUUCCUUUCUAGAAAGAAGAGUGGAAAGAACUCUCACAACUUGUUAAGGUAUGUGUACAUGUAUAUGUUGUGGCUCAAUUUUAUCCUUGGUAUAAACAUAGUCGUUUGUUUCAGUUUCUUAUCCUUUGGGAGUCUUUGACAUUCUCACCCAGAUAUAUAGUAACUUGUAGUACAAAUUAAGUAGAUAACAUUCCAAAUGAGUUAUGUGAAAAAGCAUCAAAACUAAGAAAUUACAAUGUAAGCGAGGAAGUUGAUUGUUGUUUUGGAAGUUGGUAAAAAUUAGGGUAAUGCUAUAACUUCUCAUAUUUUCCUAAAGCAAUGAUAGUGAAUAAAAAAAAACACUCUGAACACCACAAUUUUGCAAGGGAAAGCCAAUCAGGCAUGAGAAAACUAAAUCGCAAGUAACAACGAUAAUAAAUUAGUGUGUGAUUUUCUGGUUUGCUCGCUCAUCCUGUUCUUGUUACAACACAAUAAACAUUCUUGAAAUAUUUCAGGUGUUCACGGUUUUCUGAGCUUGACAGUAAUGUGGAUUUUCCUUUCAGGAUCGUAAGUUGUUCCCAUAUUUUGACAUGGCGUACCAAGGUUUUGCCAGUGGAGAUACUGACAGGGAUGCUUGGGCACUGAGACAGUUUAUUCAAGAUGGACACCAAGUGAUGGUGGCGCAGUCAUUUGCCAAGAACAUGGGCCUCUAUGGUAAGUUCUUUGGCUAUCAUGUUCACAAGUAAGAUAGAAACACUAGAAGUGCAGUGCUCCAACCUCAAGUUAUAAAAUGGUCAACAGACUUAAUGUUGGUGGCCAGAAAAAAGGACACUUUGUUCAAUAUUACCUGAAGGGAUUGAGAUAAAGAAGAUGGCUGCCCCCUAUCGCUAUUUACUUUGGAAGUACACGUGACAUCUCAUACCAAGACAACCAUGGUAAGAGAUGAAUUCUACAGGAUAUAGAACAGAAAAAAAUACUUCAUGCAAACAUUAAUUUCAUGUAAGCUUUCAAAAGACCAUUAACACAACUAACUGGAACACUACAACUUGGCAAAUGACCAGUGAAAUCAGGUCGCCAAAUUUCUAGCGGUGUGAACAUGUGGGAUGAAAGCCAAGUUCAAGCGAGCUACUUCAAAAGACGAAGUAACGUACAGAAAGUUCUGUUUGAAAUUUAGGAAAAUGGCUCCUACUCUUGUGUGUGUGUGUGUUUUUUUUUCAGGCGAAAGGGCUGGAAUGGUAUCAGUCACAUGCAAUUCCAAGGAAGAAGCUGAGAGAGUCCUUUCCCAGAUUAAGAUUUUGAUCCGGCCAAUGUACUCUAACCCUCCAGUCCAUGGAGCGCGCAUUGCAGGCAUGGUGCUGAGCGAUCCUGAACUCAGACCUCAGUGGGAACAAGAAGUAAAGGGCAUGGCUGAUAGAAUUAUCUCCAUGCGACAACAGCUGGUGGACAAUUUGAAGAAAGAAGGUACCACAUUGUUACAAUAAUGGUAGCUUGCGAGCAAGCUUCCCAAUAAUGGCCAUACUGUUAAUGUGGCUAAAUGUAAUUCAGGUGAUAUUAAACACGAGACAAUGCUGGCCAGUGGUCUCCACCACUAAUCGUAUGUGGGGCGGUCCUGAGCUUUAGCAGGGCUUUAGUAAUUGUACAGUGCUUUCACAAAAGUCAAUCAUUUUGCUCACUUUGCCUUUGCGCGCAGUAGCUUUAGCUUUUUUGCCCCCAGUCUCCCCUCCCCUUUGGAUGUUUUUCUGUGCAUUUCUCCAGUGAGGUUCUCAGUGUGACCCUACCUGGUGGGUGCUGCUCACAGGGUUGUCAUGGUACCUUCUAGGCUCGCUUGUGGCUCCCUUCAGUUUCACCAGGCACGUUUCCCCACAGUUUAACCAGAAGACGACAAUGUGCAAUAUCAAUGAGGACAAUAACUUAGUACAGUCGAAACUCUCUCGGAAAUUCGAAAAAGUGGUCGUAACUAGAGCUGGUAAAACAAUAGAGUGUGGUCGCUGACAAGAGCUUCAGAAACUCAUUAAAAAUUCCUAAAUAAAUUAAUGUUUAAUGAGUGUCUUUAUACCGUAAAACUCCGAAAUUAAGCCCCUCCAAAUAUAAGUCCCCCAAACCGGUCGUGCAAAAAAGCCUCCGUUAAAUCGCCCCUCCAAACAUAAGCCCCCCGGGGGCUUGUACUCGGAGAAUUGCCCUCAAAUACAAAGGAAAACAAAGCAAAAACGGUAAAUUUACUUCCAACAAUAAGGCUAACCAACUGAUUUUGAAACGCAAAUUUCCCUCCCUAGAUAAGCCCCUCAAAAAGGGCCUUUGAAAAAUAUAAGCCCCGGGGUUUAUUUGCGGAAUUUUACGGUAUCUUACAUAGACACGCCUAAAACUUUACGUCCAUUUUUUAGACCAUUAGCGCAGGCUCGCUAAAGUUUUGAUUUAUAUGAAUAAAUUCAGGGUCCGAAAUUAACUUUUUAAUACGGGGGCCAACUGGCGAUCAAGUAUAAAUUUUUGGUCGCCAGAGGGCAAAUUGUGGUCGCCAAAAAUUUCCCCUCCCUUUAUUUGAAAUAGAAGUUUAAACACGAAUAAAAAAUGUAUGGUAUGGACGUUUUUAUGCUCAAAAAUUCCACUACUUCGGCUCCCGAUACCAGAGAGCAGCCGUACGCGUACGAGUGAGGUCUUAUUUUUUCCACAAAUUACUUUUUGGAGGUAUAAACACGAGUCCGCCAUGUUGCUCGAUCCAGGCCACAACCGUGGAUAUAUGGGUAUCGUGUUUCAGCUGAAAAGAACAUGGCGGCUUUGAACCAUUCAACUCAUAUUGAUCGUAGCUGUUGAGGAGGUAUUUUUACAUGAAGAUUCGUUUCACUUUUAAUUAAAAAGUAUCAGCAGGACAAAACGUAAGACACCUGUUGGCAAAUAGCCUCGAGGUUUUAAUUCUUAAUCAUUUUCUCCGAACCUGAAAGUUCACAAUAACAGCCAGCUUUACAAGUCAGGGGCACCCAACGAGGAUAUAGUUCAAAACCACUUAACAUAGCAUUGUUGAACGUAUUUUAGUAUUCAAACGGUGGAUAUAGGCAUAUUUUUAUCCCCUAAAAACCUUUUCAUCUGUUCGGAUUUCCUAGCUGAAAGUCUAGUGAUCCGAAAAUUAUAGGGAUAAAAACUUACCUUCUCGAAAAUUUCAGCCAGGAAAAGGCUCCCGAAAAUUCUAGGUGGCCUUUUUUUAGGGUAAAAAUCCGUUAAAAAUGGGUAAUUAUACCAUUUUGUAGAUGUUCGAAAAUCCUAGGAGAGGCAGGCAAGUAAGAAAUUUUACAACAAAUACUCCGAAAAUUCUAGAUCUCAAAUCGUCUUCCGAACAGAUAUUUUCCCGAAAAUUGCCGUUGGGUGCCCCUGACAAGUCGCCAGUUGGCGACCAGCUAUGAAAUUCUGGUCGCCAGUACUGAAUUUUUAGUCGCAUUGGCGACCAGGAAGGCGCAAUUUCGGACCCUGAUAAAACUCUGAGUGGUCGCUUACGAGACCUUAAAAACAAAGGAAAAUUCCAGUUGGGUAAUACCAAAAGUAGUUGCGGUCGCUUACGACAGCUUCUCAGUCAUUACAAAGUUUAAGUCCCACUGGUUGUUCAAACUGGGUUUCACAAAGGUGGUCGUAACUAGAGCUGAUUGCUUACAAGAGUGGUGACAAGGAGAGCUUUAACUGUACUAGUUAAAACAGGUUUAUAACUCGUAUGGGUAGUCGAUAAUUCAUAUCUUAUUUGCUAGGAUCAUCUCAUAACUGGUCACAUAUCACAGAGCAGAUUGGGAUGUUCUGUUUCACUGGCCUGAAACCAGACCAGGUAAGGAUGCUGUUUUUCUCAAUUGCUAUAGUCAACCCUGUAAGUACCAAUAUCUGGCACAUACUAGACUGCGAGCAGUCUUUUAUUUUUCUUUGCAAAGUUACUGCAAGAGAAACCCAAGCACGCGAGCGGUGAGCGGCGAAGCCGCGACGUAGUUUGCAAUCGCGCUUGCCGAGAACUAGACGGAUUUUAAGAGAAAAGGCGGACUGCAAGCAGUCUAGGCACUUUCAAAUUUUCCUAACAGAUUUCCACAUAUUUCCUUAAAGAAUGAGUUGAGAGAAUUUGAUAAAAGAUCAAAGCAUUUCCUUUUGGUAAAACAUUUCACGUGUAUUAAUUCUUACAACGUUUACCGCCCUCUUGGUUAUGUAUGGAUCUUGUUAGGGGAAAAUUGAUGUUGGUCACUGUUUGGGCCUAAACGGUGUUUGAUAGUGCUGUUGAUGAGGAUAAUAACGACAGCAACGAUUUAUGGCGAUGUUGUUUUAAUUGUUUAUUCCGGGUCAGCGCUAGAAAAAAAAAUUGGAUUACUAGAUUGUCCCUUGACAAUGGGACAUUUUCGAGUCCGAGGAACUCUGACUCGACUUUUAAAACGAGGCCAAGUGCAAAACCUUUGUUGUGAGUUCUAUUUGCAUGAGAAUAAAAAAAAAAAUUAUUUUCAGAUAAAUGGCUUCCUCGCUUUGAAACAGAGGCUUGGGGAAAUUCGUUCCCACAUUUUUCUUGCCCGGGGUCAUAGAAUGCAUGACUUAACUUAUGAUUUAGUUAGAUGACUUACCUGUUCCUUGCCCUUUGGCCAAGUUAAAAUGAAAAGUUACUCGCCUGGAAGGAAAAUCUAGUUGUCCCAGACUACUGGACAGCACUUUCUCACACCCUGAUAGUACACAGUACAAAAACUUUUUGUAAAAGCAGGUAUAUCAAAAACGGUUGUUCAAAAUUGGCUUUACAGCGAAGCUUUAAGCCAAGACACCACAGAAAUUUUUAUGAAAUCUAUUUUAGAUCCAGGAGUUGCGGAAAAUUAAGAAUUUCAAAAAAACAAGGCAUAUAUCAAAAUUGAUUCAGUGAGAUGCAAACGAGGGGGGCAAUCUCGGGCGGCUUGAUUGUCUUUGUCAAUGUAAUUUCACUUCUUCUCCUUGGUAAAAGUGCAAGUCAACUUUUUUGUAUAAUGUAUGCUAAAUUACUUGUUUGACUCUUCAGGUUGAACGACUUACUAAAGAAUUUUCCAUCUACUUGACCAAAGAUGGCCGAAUUUCCAUCGCUGGUGUGACGUCAGGAAAUGUGGGCUACUUGGCACGUGCAAUGCACGAAGUUACAAAAUAAAUAACUUAACCCCCUCUCCCCCACUCUAUCAAGCCCACCCAACCCUCCCUUUUCCGGAAGUUAGAAAUUGACAGUGUUAUUCUCUGAAAAAGGAUAACUUUGAUGCAAAAGGGUGGCCGACAAAAAAUGAAAUGAAAAGGACAAAAAGAAGGAGUUAUUGCUUCCAUUUUUCUUAUAUCCUCGGUUUUAUUAUUUCUUUUUUGGACAGAUCGCAUUUUUAAUUUGCGCAAUAAAGAAAAAUACAGCCCAGAAAAUGUUACCUAGUAUCGUUAUCAACCUUGAUAAAAGUUUGAGGCUUAUUGAAAUCAUGGCGAGCAUAACAAUAUAAGGUGAUACGAGCAAAAUCUUUCACUCUUUAAAGUAGAUUUUUUUCACUUGUAAAUUUGUUUUUCAAAACCUAUAAUACAACAAAAAACCUAAUUCUUUGAACAUUAAUUUAACCAGUGGGUCCCGUUAUAACAGGUUUGCGUUGUUCAGUGUACUAAAUGAUCCUCAAUGAACUGUCAUGAUUUCAAAAGAAGACUGCGAUCCGUAAAAGGCAUCACUCGCGAAGAAAUUUCCAUGUUUUGUUAGUCGGUUAUGUACCCUGUGAGCAGUGGUUUUUCCAGGCUGGACGCUACGGUAAGAAGGGAGAGAAACCACUGCGAGUGACUGUUUGCUUUUCCAUCGAGCAUACGCGUCAACGUGACACCUACGCCAAAACGUCAAAUGACAUCACUUCCUCUUGAUUCGAAGGAAACAUGAAGGACUUAAAGAUCCAACAACGAGACGGCAACCAGAACGUCAAAAACAUAAGGUUUAAUAAGUAAACCAACAACUUUGCACGUGCAUUUCACUUUUUUUGUACAUUUCUUUGCCGUUUUUGCACAACUACGACGUGAAAAUGCCUAAUUUUGCGUUUAAUGAAGAACGUAAACAAUCAGUAGUUUCUUUCUCUUCGUAGCGUAGCGUCCGGCUUGGAGAAACAACAGCUCGUAGGGUACCUGUGCUGGCCUCCAAGAUAGCACUGUGCAGAGAUCGGGAAAACUGAUGCGAAAAACGCACUGGGCUUUCUCUCUUUCCCAGACCAUGCGCGUCCUAUUUUAACUUGAACUUGUUUCCGCGACGUCCCUACUAUCUGAGAGCCUAGUACAGGCUAUGUUUUGUUCAAUAAGAUUUCAAUUUUCGUUCUACCGUCGGCCACACAUGAAAGCGCUCAGAAGGUCGUAAGAGGGUGGGUGUGGGAACGGGGCUAAAUUUCAAACCAAAUUGCAGGAUGAUGAUCAUUUCCAGUUGCAAAGAAGUUCAGUCCCUUAUGUGACAGUGAACUGUAAGACACCUGCUAGACUAACUCUGGGACUUAACAACUUGUAGUAACAGCUCUUUAGCAGUUUAGCCCUUGUAAUGGUAUUUAACUGUGUGGAAAUAUAUGGGAUGC
Porites lobata is the source of this 12449-nucleotide messenger RNA. NCBI's taxonomy places the organism in Eukaryota, Metazoa, Cnidaria, Anthozoa, Scleractinia, Poritidae. The record is from the annotation of a GenBank genome assembly.